AUGCCAGAGUUGGGGAAGAUUGAAGCAAUGAUCAAAAACUUUGCUCAUGCACACAAGGGUGACGCAGAAGGGACUGCCUGCAUUAGGGGGAUGUGCCUGGAAUCAAAUGGAGCAUGGUGGCAGCAAGAAAAGUUGGGGGACAUAGUUGAAAAGGAUGGCAAGUUACAAAGUGAUGGAACUCUAUCGGACUUAGACGAUGCACCAAGCAGGCAAGUCAAGUUUACUAGCAAGGUUGGGACCACGGAGCGCAUCCAAAUAGGGAGUGGAAGCAUGAACCCGAUGCUUGAGAAGCUGCUAGACUUGGUUGAGUCAUGGGGAGAUUCAGGCCAAGAGCAAGGAGAGGCAUCAGAUGAGCGGAGGAUCGAGGCCAUAAUUGUUAGCCGUCUAAAGUACAAACAGGGUAAGAAGAAAGGUGACCGAUACCUUAUGACAUGGGAAUGCGAACCGCUCCAUAGGGCAUCAUGGCUAAUGGAUAAAGAUCUCCGGCGAUGCCAAGGCGAGAGUCUUUUGUUUGCUCAGCUUUGGUCAUUAAAGAGUUGCUCAUCCCUCAGGGAAACCACUUCAGUUAGCCUGUUAAAUUUAAGGAGCAGCUCUUCUGCUAGAGUUUUCUCUCUUAUGAACAUGACCCGCUACUCUACCUAUUCCAAUGAUGAUUCUUUUCCCUCCACGAAGAGGAGGUCUCGCGGACCGAUAAUGGCAGCCAAGAAAAGGUCUGAAGGGACUAAGCAGGAAGAUGGGAAAUACAAGGACACAGUUGAUCUACCAAAGACUGCCUUUGGCUUGCGAGCAAAUUCCACAGUCAGGGAACCUGAACUUCAGAAAAUAUGGGAUGACAACCAGGGCACCUUUGUUCUGCAUGAUGGACCUCCUUAUGCUAAUGGUGACUUACACAUGGGACAUGCUUUAAAUAAGAUCUUGAAGGACAUUAUUAAUCGUUAUAAGCUUCUUCAAAACUUCAAAGUUCAGUAUGUUCCCGGUUGGGAUUGCCACGGCUUACCAAUUGAGUUAAAAGGUAAACUUCGUUGCUUGUGCAGUUUCAGUCAACUUCUUUUAACUUCAGUGUUACAGUCAUUAGACGCUGAUGCCAGAAAAGAGCUUACACCGCUAAAAUUGCGAAACAAGGCAGCCAAAUUUGCAAAAUCAACAGUGCAGAGUCAGAUGGCAUCAUUUAAGCGUUAUGGAGUAUGGGCUGACUGGGAUCAACACUAUCUAACUCUUCAUCCAGAAUAUGAGGCUGCUCAGAUUGAAGUAUUUGGCCAGAUGGCUAUUCAAGGUUUUAUCUACAGAGGCAGGAAGCCAGUUCAUUGGAGUCCCUCAUCUCAAACUGCACUUGCAGAGGCUGAACUGGAGUAUAAUGAGGAGCAUGUGUCAAAGAGCAUGUACGCUAUUUUCAGACUAGUUGAUGUACCAGCUUCAUGUGACUCAUUGAAAGAAUUCUUGCCCAAUCUAUGCUUGGCAAUUUGGACGACGACUCCUUGGACAAUACCAGCUAAUGCUGCUGUUGCAGUAAAUGGUAAGCUUCAGUAUGCCGUCGUUGAAGUUUGCUCAGCAUCGACAGACGAUUCUACAUCUCCCGGGGAUGGAAAGAAGAGGCUUGGAAAUUUCUUGAAGGGCGAUAAAAGCCUAUAUCUUAUUGUAGCUCUGGACCUUGUAUCAGCAUUAGAAGCAAAAUGGGGCUUGAAGCUUGCCUUGAAGAAAACAGUACUGGGUUCGGAUCUUGAAAAUUGCAGAAUACUUGGAGUGUACACCCAUCCUAUAGAUAGCCGGGAAUGCCCUGUUGUCAUUGGGGGUGAUUACAUUACAACAGAGUCAGGAACUGGAUUAGUUCAUACCGCACCUGGUCAUGGACAGGAAGAUUAUGUAACAGGCUUGAAAUACGGCUUGCCUAUAGUUUCCCCUGUUGACGAUGUUGGGAGAUUUACAGAAGAAGCUGGACAAUUUAGGGGGCUCGAUGUGCUUGGCAAUGGCAAUGUUGCUGUUAUUGAUUACUUGGAUGAACAGCUGACACUGGUCAUGGUAGAGCCAUACAAACACAAAUACCCUUACGAUUGGAGAACAAAGAAGCCCACAAUAUUCAGGGCUACUGAACAAUGGUUUGCAUCAGUAGAAGGAUUUCGUGAUGCUGCAAUGGAUGCAAUCAACCAAGUAACUUGGACUCCUACUCAGGCAGUAAACCGUAUUUCUGCUAUGACAUCUGGCCGCUCGGAUUGGUGUAUAUCACGCCAAAGGACAUGGGGAGUCCCCAUUCCAGUCUUUUACCACGUUGAAUCAAAGGAACCACUGAUGAAUGAAGAAACUGUAGAUCAUAUCAAAUCUAUAAUUUCGCAAAAAGGAAGCGAUGCAUGGUGGUACAUGUCAGUGGAGGAAUUACUUCCUGAGAAAUAUCGUGAUAAAGCAUCAAACUAUGAAAAAGGGACUGAUACGAUGGAUGUUUGGUUUGACUCAGGUUCUUCAUGGUCUGCGGUGCUGGACAAAAGAGAUAGCCUUAAUUACCCUGCAGAUUUAUACCUUGAGGGUACAGAUCAACAUCGUGGUUGGUUCCAGAGUUCCUUGCUAACUAGUAUUGCCACUAAAGGCAUGGCACCUUAUCGUGGUGUUAUUACACAUGGAUUUGUACUGGAUGAAAGGGGGUUGAAAAUGAGCAAAUCUUUGGGCAAUGUUGUUGAUCCAAGGAUGGUGAUUGAAGGAGGGAAAAACCACAAGGAAAGUCCUCCAUAUAGUGCUGAUGUUUUAAGGCUUUGGGUUUCAAGUGUAGAUUAUACCGGCGACGUGUUGAUUGGACCUCAAGUCCUUCGUCAAAUGUCUGACAUAUACCGGAAAUUGCGAGGAACACUUCGAUUCCUUCUAGCAAAUCUCCAUGAUUGGAAAGCUGAUUGUGCAGUCCCGUAUAGUGAUCUUCCUGUGAUUGAUCAGUAUGCGUUAUUCCAGCUUGCUAAUGUUGUGAACAACAUCAGAGAGAGCUAUGAAGGUUAUCAGUUUUUCAAAAUAUUUCAGGUGAUUCAGCGCUUUGUGAUAGUUGACCUUUCAAACUUCUAUCUCGAUGUUGCGAAGGAUCGGCUUUAUGUUGGAUUUAUCCAGAAGUGGAAUUUUGGCUCCUUAUCGAACCUGCAAUUUGGUUUGUAG
Messenger RNA from Nicotiana tabacum (common tobacco), 3123 nucleotides. The record is from RefSeq and is a predicted model, not a curated record. NCBI's taxonomy places the organism in Eukaryota, Viridiplantae, Streptophyta, Magnoliopsida, Solanales, Solanaceae.